This is a messenger RNA of Diutina rugosa, 1611 nucleotides long. Its product is annotated as TFIIH/NER complex subunit. Lineage: Eukaryota; Fungi; Ascomycota; Pichiomycetes; Serinales; Debaryomycetaceae. Gene Ontology annotation, molecular function: zinc ion binding. The transcript has a single exon. Gene Ontology annotation, cellular component: transcription factor TFIIH holo complex; transcription factor TFIIH core complex. The coding region runs from base 1 to 1611 and encodes 536 amino acids. The record is from RefSeq and is a predicted model, not a curated record. Gene Ontology annotation, biological process: nucleotide-excision repair; DNA-templated transcription; regulation of transcription by RNA polymerase II.
AUGGAAUGUUCACAAGUAUGUGCCCAUCCUUUGAGAUAUUCGGUGCUUCUCAAGCUGCACGAAGCCGCACUUCAUCUCAACUCCAGUAUGGACUCUUCCGACGAAGAAUUCAACCCACUGCGAGGGGGGUCUCCUAUCAAUCAUGAUGACAACUUUGAUGACGAACCCGCUGAAUCAUCCCAUGUCAAGAUUCGGGCUGCUGCUAGCAAUGUUAAAAGUGGCGAAAUCAGCACGCUUCGUGGAGCGAACGGUUACUCAUGGGAAGAUGAAUAUCAGCGAACUUGGGACAUCGGGACAGAUGGCAGUGACCAGCAGUCACUUGAACAUAUCAUUCGUACAAUGAUGGAGUCACGCAAAAAGAAGAUCCUAAAAGAUCUGACACCGUUUCAAAGAGGAAUUAUUCGUACGAUGAUUCUAAUCAUUGAUGGUUCUCUGGCAAUGCUAGAGAAAGACUUGAGGCCUACAAGAAUGACCUUAACGCUUCAAUAUUUGACAGAAUUCAUUACUGAGUUUUUUGAUCAGAACCCCAUAUCCCAAUUGGGUAUUAUAAUGAUGCGAAAUGGGGUUGCCAAUUUGAUCUCUGAGGUUAGUGGUAGUCCUCAAUACCACUUAGAAAGGCUCAGGCAAUUGAAGUUGCGUCAACACAAUCGUUACGAGCCAAAGGGUGAUCCUUCAUUGCAAAAUGCUCUUGAAAUGGCUCGUUCAAUGCUUAAGUAUCGUGGUCAAGAACUGAAACACCUGAAAGAAGUAUUGCUAAUAUUUGGAGCUUUGUUUACUCUGGACCCGGGUAAUAUUCAUAAAACUAUAGACUCGUUGGUCAAAGAUGACAUCAAGUGCAAAGUUAUCGGCUUGCUGGCUCAGGUGGCCAUUUGUCAAGAGCUUAUUACCAAAACAAAUGGAGGCUCUAUGACUACUGCUAUCGACAAGAACUAUGGUGUGAUCAUGAACGAAGCCCACUACAAAGACUUAUUGAUGGAUUGUGUCAACCCAUUACCGAUAUCUACGGAAGAAAAACAAAAGCAGUCGAUGGAACCAAAAAGAGACACUCUGGGCGUUCCCCUUCUUCGAAUGGGCUUCCCACUGAAAUCGCAACCGAAUUUAGGGCACUCCCUUAACAAUGCUCAAUUCACAAUCGACUACCCUGUGUUACUGGCGUCGCAUCCAACAAAUGGAUCUGAUGCAUCCAAUCAAGUUGUACUGGUGACCAACACAAUAACAACGGAGUCCGCGUCAAUUGCAGACGCUGGUCAAUCAGCUGUUAUUGGGUAUAAUUGCCCUCAAUGCAAGAAUCGAGUCACCAAUUUGCCAACAAUUUGUCCGGUAUGUGGAAUUAUGUUGAUUUUGUCAACACAUUUGGCUAGACUGUAUCAUCACCUUUUACCUUUGGCACCGUACGAUGAGGUACCGGUGGCAUCCUCAUAUUCCUCUAGUACAUGUGAAGGUUGCAUGCUUAUAUUCCCCACGCCACAAGAGGUCUCACUGACAGAUUUGAAAAGUCUGCUGCGUUACCAAUGCAAGAAGUGCAAUCACGUCUAUUGCAUUGAUUGUGACGUUUUCAUUCAUGAAACCUUACACAACUGCCCAGGUUGUGAAAACCUUAUACUGAGUUAA